AUGGUCCCUGGUGGUCACAUGGUCCUUACCUUUCAAGCUAUGGGCAGUAACAGGAAAGCUGAUUUUUCUAGCAACAAGAACUGCACCAUCUGGGAGUUAUUAGGAAUCACCCUAAAUGACAUGUUUCUAGAGGGAAAAGCUGAAGAGGCAAAAUUGGACAGGUUCAAUCUGCCAUUUUAUGCACCUACUGUAGAAGAAGUUAGGGAUGUGAUUCAAACAGAAGGAUCCUUCAACAUUCAACGAUUGGAAACAUUUGAAGUGGACUGGGAUUCUAACAUGGAUGACAGUAACAAAAGCUUUGGGUUUGAUAAACCCACUAGAGUAAAGUAUGUGGCUAUGAGCAUAAGGGUGGUUGCAGAGCCAAUUCUGGCAAGUUGUUUUGGAGAAGAGAUCAUGGAUGAUUUGUUUGACAUGUUUUCCAACAACCUUGAAGAAUACUUGGAGGUUGAGGAAGGCAAGUACACGAACAUGAUCAUUUCCAUGAAUAAGGGAUGA
This is a messenger RNA of Corylus avellana, 495 nucleotides long. The record is from RefSeq and is a predicted model, not a curated record. NCBI's taxonomy places the organism in Eukaryota, Viridiplantae, Streptophyta, Magnoliopsida, Fagales, Betulaceae.